This is a messenger RNA of Dermacentor silvarum, 978 nucleotides long. RefSeq names its product zinc finger protein 800. Bases 1 to 978 code for a protein of 325 amino acids. The record is from RefSeq and is a predicted model, not a curated record. Lineage: Eukaryota; Metazoa; Arthropoda; Arachnida; Ixodida; Ixodidae. The transcript is spliced from 4 exons.
AUGGCGCUCUGGCAGCAACUAUCUUUCGCAACACUUAAUGUGCGAGGGCUCCGGUCCCGACAGAAGCAGAUGCAGCUACGCCGUCUGUUAUCUAGCAAACGACUCGACUUUGUUGCCCUUCAGGAGACAAAGACCUCAAGUGACGAGGACACUGCAAAGGCACCGAAGGCGGGGGAAGACGACCACUCGGUGCUGCAGCGGCCCAUCACGCUGGGUGUGCAGGGCGUGCAGCAGAUCGUGCGGUGCAUGAACGAUGGCAGCCGCGAGGUCAAGGACGUGCUGCUCAACGAGUGUAGCGUGCUGUUCGAUUGCAAGGUGUGCCGCAGUCUGUUCCGCAGCCUGGCCAACCUGCUGGCCCACAAGCGCGUCUACUGCACCCAACACCUGAGCCGACUCCGCCGCGCCACCGGCGAGUUGCAGCUGACGCCCAUUGCAGGCACUGCGAGUGCCGUGUACCAGCGGGUGCACCGCGAGGGCGAGCAGCCGCCACAGGACAAGGGGCCGUCCUCGAGCCAGGCGACCUCGUCGCAGACCCGCUACCUCUCUGUGCGCAGUGACUGCGACCUGUCCCGGCUGCUGUGCCUUAACUGCGACACGACGUACACGUCUGUUACGACGCUUUACUUGCACAUGGUGUCGCUGCACUCGACUAGGCGUCGCUACCACCACUGUCCCUUGUGCCGCGCCAGUUUCGUGGAGAUGUGGGAGGUCACGCGCCACCUCAUAAGUGUGCACGGUCAGACCAAGGAGCAGAUCGUUCAGCUGCGCGACAGCAUCCGCGGUGGCAUCCAGCUGCGCAAGAGCCGGCUACAGCGCAUAGUCGACUGCCUGCAGCGCAACAGCAGCACCGCCGCUGUCUGCAGCCGGCCGCCCAGGCAGCACAACCAGGACAGUGCCAACAAGCGCGUCUCGCCAGCCACGGAGCGCAAGAUCCUGGUCAUCAGCGACUACGACCGGCUGGCGUGCCGGCGCUGCUAG